Molecule: messenger RNA, 1341 nt
Organism: Ylistrum balloti
Lineage: Eukaryota; Metazoa; Mollusca; Bivalvia; Pectinida; Pectinidae
Product: neutral cholesterol ester hydrolase 1-like
Exons: 6
Coding region: 1-1341 (446 amino acids)
Cellular component (GO): membrane
Molecular function (GO): carboxylic ester hydrolase activity
Source: RefSeq, a predicted model, not a curated record
AUGGUACAUGUACACAAGGGAGCUAAGAAGAAGGAUGCUGCGGCCUUGGGAAAGUUCCUUACCGAACAUACGGUCAAGGCAGAAAGACGAGGGCUGAGCCUCUUUAAGGUCAUUUUGACAGCAACAGUCACAGCCCUCCUGUCUUUUGGACUGUUCCAGUAUAUGGACACUCAGGUCCCGGAGGGGGUCACCGAGGUCUGGAGCGCUCGGAUACUGGACGCUGCGCUCAGGUUUAACGGCAAGGCAAUAUUGAGCCUUCACAACUUUGGUAUCACUGGUGGAGUGACGUGGUACACAAGGAAACUGGUAGACGUUGUCCUGACAACAAUGAUUACCGGAAGUCCGUUUGGAUUAGGAACAGAUUCAGAGUUGAAGAUCUAUGACACGGAGUUCGCUGGUGUAGGGGUCCGGGUGUAUGAACCAGUAAAAGGUCCACACACAGCACGCCCUGCCUUGGUGUAUUAUCAUGGCGGGGGCUGGUCUUGGCUGUCUGUCGAUGUGUAUGAUCAAGCAACACGGGAAUUGGCGAAAAGAGUGGGAAUGGUUGUAGUUUCUGUGGCGUAUAGACAGUCCCCGGAGCAUCCCCACCCAAUACCAUUUCAGGACUGUUUAGCAGUCACAGAACAUGUGAUCAACAAUGGUAAACAACUAGGAAUCGAUACUUCACGCGUAGCUAUUUCCGGAGACAGUGCGGGAGGACAUCUCACAGCCGCUGUAUCACUCCGCCUAAAAAAGAAAGUCAAAAUUCAAAUCCCAAUAUAUCCUUGUCUUCAGCUUUUAGACAUGAAAACACCGUCAUAUGUUGAGAAUAAGAACUUCGUCCCGGGGAUGUUAAACGAUGUGUCGAUGUUAACCUAUUGGUUGAACUAUGGAAACAUCAGUUACGACCACCUGGAAAAAAUCCUAACUAAUCAGCACACAUCUCCAGCGCUUAAAAAGUCCAAAUAUGCCAAAUAUAUUGAUAAAAGAUGGCUGAUGAAGGAACACAUACGAAAUCAAGACCUGUAUAAUGCAGAUAAACCGACAGACUUUGGAGACGAAGAAUUAUCGGCGAAUCUCGAAAAAACAAUUUUAGAUCCAUAUUUUUCACCACUGAUGGUGGAUGACAAAGAAAACGAGGACUUGCCUUUGACGUAUGUGUUAACGGCCGGAUAUGACGUAUUACGUGAUGACGGGUUGAUAUACUAUCAGCGCCUGAAGAAAGCUGGAGUUAAAGUACAUCUCGCUCACUACCCUGAAGGUUUCCAUGGGAUGAUAUUUUUCUUUAAAGGUCCUAUGCCAUUUCAAGUUGGAAUACGCGCAAUGGACGAUUUAGUAGAUUUUCUGCGAAAAAAACUGUAA